This is a messenger RNA of Arabidopsis arenosa, 1172 nucleotides long. The record is from the annotation of a GenBank genome assembly. NCBI's taxonomy places the organism in Eukaryota, Viridiplantae, Streptophyta, Magnoliopsida, Brassicales, Brassicaceae.
CCAAACAAAAUAAACACUUCUUUGAGAUCACACGUUUACUUUAUAUAUGUUAGUACCAUAAAGUAGUCGCAGAUCACUGAUCAGGCUCGUGGCGGCUGGUUUAGCCGGUGGUUCAUUCGUUAAAGCUGUUUUCGCCGAAGCUAUUCCGAUCAAAGUUGGUCCUCCUCCACUUCCUUCCGGUGGCCUACCUGGAACAGAUAACUCAGACCAAGCAAGAGAUUUUUCAUUGGCAUUAAAAGACAGAUUUUACAUACAACCAUUGUUGUCACCAACAGAAGCUGCAGCUAGAGCCAAAGAAUAUGCUAAAGAGAUCAUUAGCGUAAAGUCACUGAUCCACAAAAAAGUUUGGCCUUACGUUCAGAACAAUCUCCGUUUAAGAGCAUCGUACAUUCGUUACGAUCUUAACACCGUUAUCUCCGCUAAGCCUAAGCACUAGACGAUCUAUUACUCUGCCCAAGAUUUAUUCUCAGAGGAGAGAUAUGUACCACUACUUAGGUUAUGAUCCCAUUCAUGGUGAUUACAAAGUUUUGUGUAUGACUAAAGGAAUGAAUAUUGGUUGGCGACGUGGUUUAGCUGAGGACCUUCGGGUUUUGACAUUGGGAAAUGGGAGCUCUUGGAGGAUGAUUGAAGAUUUCCCUCCUCACGCUCCUGCGUCUCUUGAUCUAUGCAUUGAUGGUGUGAAGCUUCUCUUGACACAUAUCCGGCUUUUCUCGACAAAGAUAAAGCAGUCAUGUGUUUUGAUGUUAGGUGAGUUUGUUUUGGCACCAGAAACAAUGUUUCAUGAACCACCAUUUUAUGUUCUCUAUUAUGAUCCCAAGAAAAAUGCUGUGAGCAGAGUCUUCAUAGAAGGAAUCACGGAACUAAAGCUUUUACGGUGGGAUAGCCAUUUGAACCGUAGUGUAAUCUCUAUCUUCCCUGGUCAGGUUGAGAACCUCAUGUUUCUCUAAAGACUGCUCGCUCGUUGUUCAAUAGCUAGAAGACGGUAGUUUCACGGUUUUCGUGAUCAUCAUCAUGGAAGCGUUUGUUCUUAAUUCAGUUGUAGUUUAGUUUCGUCUUGUUACUUGGGAUGUUACAUGAUAUAUCUUUCUCUGUGUCUUGAACUUGUGUAUUACUCUCUUAAGUUUCUUUCUCGUAAUCCAAGUCCAUGGCAUCAAUAAUGUUUCUAGAAGGGA